CGUAAAAGGGAAAUACUGCCAAUACCGGGAUAUCUAGUUGUGUAGUUGGCAACCGGCGUGGCGGCGUGUCUCCGGCAGUGAGAGUCGGGCAGUCAUGCCUCGCGCCGCGUCCGCCACGGCCGCGCUGCUCACCGCCACGCUCGCGCUCCUUGCCGCGCUCGUCGCGUGCGUGGAAGAAGAAUGCGUGGACUGGGAAGGAAAGUCAGUGCCCCACGGUCUGCUGUACGUGCCGGGGCCCGGCGUCUGCUCGCUCUGCGUCUGCUAUCACUCUGAACCCAAGUGGUGCAAGGCUAUUUACUGUGAUCCGCCUUAUUUCUGCAAAAAGUUCCGCGUUGGUGAGCGAUGCUGUGAGUUCGAGUGCCUGGACCCGCCGGGCGAGGACACGCGCUACCGCGAGCGGCAGCGGCUACGCGCCCUCAUCCUGGCCGGCAACUCGUCCGCCACGCACCCCGGACCCUCCGCCGAGCUGAAGGCCGGCAUCUCCCUCCUAGCAGUCGCCGUCGCACGAUUCGUAUGAAACACGGAUCGCCUAGACCUAACCAAUCAGGAAUCUUUUGAGGAAAUUCUUUGCCAGGACAUGUAUUGACGAUCUUGAGGGUUUUAGUUGACACGUUGAAUGCCAAACUCACAUUUGAUGAUACUUUGAUCUGCUUCGUUACAGGUACUCUUGUACCCACGGACCGUUUAUGUCUUUCAAAGUCUUGUCGUACCUACGCGUCUCAUAUUUAGAUUUUAUUUUUCAACAAAUGAAUAAAUUCGGACCAAUUUUAUGUAACCAAGUAGCGUCGUGUUCGUUUUCGUUUUCUUAAUUUGAAUGUUAAAUGUGAAACGUAUUGUAGAACUCCUUAUACUUAGUUACUAAAGUCGUAGAUAAUUUAAAAUUUCUAAUAGAAAAUGAGAUAUUAGAAAAAAGACGUAAAAACCUCAUUCAACAUUACUUACCUCCGUCAGAAAACAGAAAAAUCUUAUAAUAAUGGUGCCACUGUAGUCGAGAUUUAAUUAUACGAUUUUAAAAAUAGCUCAUGUCACAUUAAUAAUAGAGUUUAUUUCCCAGGUCGAUUUGUAAGUAAAGUAAUAGCCAAUAAAUCAACAUUUAAUAGAUACGUACGUUCUAGUCGACACGCAUUCUAAACGCAUGCGUAUUUCUUCACUUCUUAAACUAUUUCACUUAGCUAGACACAUUUCGAAAUUGUAGCUUUAAAUUUCAUAUCAUCGGGCGUCCGAUUCUGUAAAUCAUUAUAUUGCAAAACGUAAUCUCAGGAAACUAUCCGGCUGAAUGAAUUAGCCUGUGCUUAAAAACUACUUUAAUAUUUUGAUAAGAAAUGCUUUUAAAAGCAGUAUUUAAGUUAAAAGCAAAGUGCCUUGAGAGACUCGAGGAAAAUGUUAUUAUACGCUUAGAGUUUUAAUAUCAAACGAAAGUCUUAUUCAGAGUUCAUUUAAUUUCUAGCGAAACUGCGCUUAUAACGUAAUUUUCUUAUUAAGCGAACGAGAAAUUACUCGUCGUGUUUAAUAUAUAGUAAGUGGGAUUUACAGAAUCGCACCCCAGCUUAGUAAUCAUAAAUAGUGCAAUAAUAUUAUAUAGAAGUAGUAAAAUUGUGAAGUUACUUUACAUGUAGGUACCCAUAUUCGUAAUUAGUUGGGAUCCCCAGUCUAAAUUUUAUUUGUGUUG
Trichoplusia ni (cabbage looper) is the source of this 1669-nucleotide messenger RNA. RefSeq lists its product as uncharacterized. Gene Ontology annotation, cellular component: membrane. The record is from RefSeq and is a predicted model, not a curated record. The transcript has 3 exons. Bases 95 to 517 code for a protein of 140 amino acids. NCBI's taxonomy places the organism in Eukaryota, Metazoa, Arthropoda, Insecta, Lepidoptera, Noctuidae.